AUGAAACUGUCACUAAUGUCAAAUUAGUACAUACUUAUCUGUGGCAUGGUAUUGACAAAAAAAUCUCCACGAAGCUACAUUGUUUUGUUUUGAUUUACAAGUUAAAGUAUAGGAGUGAGUGAUGAGUGGGUCUGAUAAGAAACCAAAGAUCCCAGAGGCUCCAGCACCGGUUGCGCUACCUGGGAAUUUGCUGUCGAGUGUGGCCCCGCCGACACAACUUCCAAACUUCGUCACCACCAGUGAAGCAGCUCCAAAUGUACCAACUGGCCCUGUUCCCGUUCAGCCGGUCAUUGUUCAACAAGCAGCUCCAAUGCCAGAAAUCGAAGAGACAUUUAGCCCAGCAAUACCAUUCAGCAAAGGGGAGCCACUCAUGUCGAUAAGGUCUCCGGAAGACUCCCAAACUACACAGUCACCAGAAUCUCUGCCAGCCUCUACACCUGAGAUGGAUCAAAUUGGCGACAUAAUGCCCGGCAGUGGCAUAUUUACAUGGGUGAAGGGUGCGGUGUCCAGCGGAGGGCUGCUCCACCGAGUGGCAGAGAAGGCCAAGAAUUCCGUAGACUCCAUGAUCACCACCCUCGACCCCCAGAUGAAAGAGUAUUUGAAAAGCGGUGGUGACAUGUACAUAGUGGUAGCCUCCGACAAAGAUGUCAAGGUGUCCCCGAUAAGAGAAGCAUUCCAGACUGUAUUUGGGAAAGCCACAGUUGUCGGCUUUUCAGCCCAAAGCGACGUGACAGCGGAGCAACCCGUCGGAUAUGCGGCUGCGUACGCGGCGGCCAAACAGAGAAUCGCACAUAUCCGAUCAACACAUUCACAACUCACCAACAAUGUUCCUGUUGUAGCUGUCGAGGGGUUCCUACAGGAAGCUAUAAGCGACAAAUGGUACGACUUAUCCCUUCUAGUCUUAUCACAGCCGUCUCUGGGAAUCGAACUGCAACUCCAGAGUCAAGGCACGCCCGUGCCCGCCGCCGCGAUCUCCGCCAUUAAUGCCGCCACGCCGGAGCACUACCAACACUCGCAAACCGGAUUCAGCGUCACUGUUGGGUCUGUCAUGGCCGCUAGUCUGCAGGUCCCACACGCGCAAUGGCAAGAAGCGGCCACCGGCGUGUCGCGGAGAGAUACUUUAUUGUUAGCGGCGCGUUCUCUCGCCGGCUCCUACAAGAAAUUAUUAGCAGUUUCCGCCGCGGAGACCUAGUGAGCAGUGAGAGAUCUACUUGAGUUGCAAUAAGAUAACCGGCAGCGGUAUAAGCUGGAAUCUAUUACGUCGCGAUAAGUUAUAUAGUUUUAAUAUUGUUAUAUGGAUAUAAUAUAGAUAAGACUCGAAAUAAAUUAAUUUAUAUUGGGGCCA
This is a messenger RNA of Amyelois transitella, 1345 nucleotides long. RefSeq names its product protein PRRC1-like. Gene Ontology annotation, cellular component: cytoplasm. Gene Ontology annotation, biological process: activation of protein kinase A activity. The coding region runs from base 122 to 1192 and encodes 356 amino acids. NCBI's taxonomy places the organism in Eukaryota, Metazoa, Arthropoda, Insecta, Lepidoptera, Pyralidae. The transcript has 10 exons. The record is from RefSeq and is a predicted model, not a curated record. Gene Ontology annotation, molecular function: protein kinase A regulatory subunit binding.